AUGGCGACGGCUCCACCACCAGCACCAUCCCUCCCGCCGCUGCCUGCCGGUCGCCGCCUCGCCUCCGCCGUCCGAAGCUUCCCGCCGUGCUGCGGCCGCCAGCAGGGCAAUGCGGCCCAGCCACCCCGCCGCCCGGCCCCCGUCCCCUCCGCCGCCAACGACCCACCACCGCGCAACCCCUACGCGCGCGCGGCCACCAAACCCUCGUCACCCCCCGCCGCGGCUCGCCUCCCCGGGGCCAAGGGGCACGAUCGCGGCGAGGCGGACGGGCCGAUGGCCGGGACCAGGGCUCCGGCGGCCGCGGAGGUGGUCACGCGCCGCCUCUCGGCCGUGCGGAGGUACCCUCCGGGCUGCGGGAGGGUCGUCGCGGCGCCCAAGCCAGAGGCCCCGGUGGCGGUGGCGCGAGAGGAGGACGCCGGCGCUAUCGACCUGCUGGCGGCGGUGUGCGACGUGGAGGCCGAGGCGCUCGCCGCUGAUCGGAAGGCCGACGGCUCUGAUGGUGAGGGGAAGGGUGGAGGAGACGGUGACGGCGCGCUGGCGGGGUGCGGCAGCCCUGGCCCGCCGCGGGACAUGGCCGAGAUCGCGCUGGUGCCGUGGGCGCAGUACGGGCAGAGGUCGCAGCAGCGGCGCAAGUCUUUUGAGGGGGGACUGUGA
Messenger RNA from Triticum turgidum subsp. durum (durum wheat), 654 nucleotides. The record is from the annotation of a GenBank genome assembly. Lineage: Eukaryota; Viridiplantae; Streptophyta; Magnoliopsida; Poales; Poaceae.